CACUCGUACGGCAAGACCGACACGAUUCUAGUAGGAGUACGGAUAAAAUUGAGAAAUGUCUGGUCGCUCGGUCCGCGCUGAGACCCGAAGCCGCGCUAAAGAUGACAUUAAGAAAGUGAUGGCCGUAAUCGAGAGAGUGCGGAGAUGGGAGAAGAAAUGGGUCACCGUUGGGGACACAUCAUUAAGAAUAUUUAAAUGGGUUCCUGUGGUCGACACAAAGGAGAAGGACAAGAGCAGAGUGUCUAUGGGCGGAGAGAUGCAAUGCAAAGAUUUCCCCACAGAAGAGACGUCUGAUAAUAGUUGCUCUGUACUACUAGACUUUCAAGAGGACAACAGCAACCAGAGUUCUCUGUCAGACUCAUACCAGCAUAAAAUAGCUGCAGAUAGCAGCAAUAACUCAAGUCCACAGCCCAGUGAACCCGUCAGCCCUGCACCCCAGACUCUAGACUAUCGCACGGAUGAUCCACAGCCGCCCACCCUCGGUCAGGAAAGCAUGGAGGGUGAGGCUCAUACCUUGCAUUUAUUCCAACCGCUGCUGCAGUCAAGUGAGGUUGCAGAUGAGCCACCAACACUGAUCAAAGAAGAUCUUCUACCCCUCACUGCUCAGGAGGAUGAGGACAGCUGUGGGGCUCCACCACUGAAAAGAAUCUGUACCAAGCAGGUCUCGGUUAUCCAGUCGACCCCUCUGAGCUAACACACACACAUAUACACACUGUGCACUGGGCAUUGAUAAUCAGCCAGACUGAUCACUGACUAUAACUGCUGCAAAAGACACCAUAUGGAUCAGACAUCAAGAAGGCGCUAUUUAUUAUCACAUGAAAUCUCUUUGUAAUGUUUUCAAUUUACAAAUCUUUCCCCUUUUUAACUGUUUUUAUUCCUAUAUUAAUUCAAGGUUUAUAGGCCAAAACUAAUCGAAGCCGGACUGUUAAUUGCACAUUCCUGUUUGCGGGGAGAGGAAAUGAAUGUACUAUCAAGAUAAAGCCCUUCUUGUUGAAAAUACUGUUACAGAUAUAAAGCUGUAGUUUUACUUGUGAUGCUUGUUAAAAAAGUAAAGCCAUACGUGGUGGCGUCCCUUAUGAAAUGUUUUGCUGUAUUCCUCAUUUGUAAGUCGCUUUUGGAUAAAAGCGUCUGCUAAAUGAAUAAAUGCAAAUGGUGACUGAAGGUUUAGCUAUUAAUCAAAGACAAGGGUAGCUGAAAUAUAAUUUAAGAUAUCACAUUUUAUUCAGAAGUAGUAUAAUCACUUCGUUCCCUUUAAAAUAAAUAUGACUCAACACGCAGAAUGUCUUUCAAUCAAAUUUUGUGAGUUUACAUGAAUAGAGAUUGCAAUUUAAAAGUCUCUCUAGAAGUGAAUGUUUAAGUUAUUAUUCAAAACGUGUGAAUAAUUUUUAGGUUUUGAUAUUUUUAGAUUCUGGUCUCAGGGACUUUUAGGUCUCCAUCUAUUAAAGAAGAAAAUGUUCUUUUCUUUUAUCUUUUUUCGCCCUACCAGCGUUGCUUGAUCUCAUUUGCUUCAGUAAUUGGACAUUUCUCUUAUGCCACCUUGUCCUAUUUUGAUUAUCUAGGGUAUUUUUUGACAGGAUAACACAUACACUGAAAUAAAAUUCUAAGUAUGUUGUUUUUAUUCAUUAAAGAUGCAUAGUAACUUAAGGUAAUUGUUUAUUGAAUUUCUGUCUCUGCCCUUUUUGCACAUUGGUCUAGUGGGCACAUUGAUGUUGUAGAAGCAAUCAUAUUGUUAUUUAAAGUUAAUAUUAAAAUAUUA
Molecule: messenger RNA, 1756 nt
Organism: Xyrauchen texanus (razorback sucker)
Lineage: Eukaryota; Metazoa; Chordata; Actinopteri; Cypriniformes; Catostomidae
Gene: bcl7ba
Product: BAF chromatin remodeling complex subunit BCL7B a
Exons: 6
Coding region: 56-694 (212 amino acids)
Source: RefSeq, a predicted model, not a curated record